UGUACACAGAUGUUCCAGCCGUGUCUCUUGACUUAAGCCUUUGGGAAUAUUUUCAGGAAAAACAUGCCCAUGGAGCCGAUGAAGCUUACUUCUGUGGCGGCACUUUGGUCUGAAUACAGCACCACGUCCCUGCCAGCGGCUCCAUCAGAGUCUCCGACCUCUGCAGAGUGGGAGGUUGUCCAGACGGUCAUUCCCCCGUACAUCUUCAUCCUGUGCCUGAUAGGUCUUCUCUUUAACGGCUUUGUCCUGGCAGUGUUUGUAGCCCAAAGGGAUCGACUGACUGUAGCAGAGAUCUAUCUGGGCAACCUGGCACUGGCCGACUUCACUCUGCUGUGUGGCCUUCCUUUCUGGGCAAUAAACAUACUCAACGGCUAUAACUGGCCAUAUGGAGACACCCUAUGCAAACUGGUCAACUCCAUCAUCAUCAUCAAUUUCUACACCAGCAUCUACACCAUGGUCAUGAUUAGCGUUGACCGCUACCUAGCCCUCGUACAGACAAUGAAGGCCAGGUGGCUGAGACGGACACGUUAUGCCAAGGUGGCCUGCCUCUUCCUGUGGAUAUUAGGAGUUCUACUGAGUACUCCGACCAUGAUUCACAGAAAGGUAAAGUUCCUCGAGGAUUACGAGAUAACGUCCUGUGUACUGGAUUACUCCCAUGAUGUCUCAUGGAAGUUUGCUCAUCAGAUCCUGAUGAACAUUGUCGGCUUUGCCCUGCCUGUUCUGAUCAUUGUCUUCAGCAGUGGAAACAUCAUCAACGCUUUGGCUCAGAGGAGGCAGAGUGUAGGUUUUCAUGACGCUGAUGAUAGAAAAGCCACAGUACUUGUGUAUUCUGUCACGCUGCUCUUCUUACUUUGUUGGGGCCCCUUCCAGAUAAUCACCCUCCUCGACACCCUGUGUGACUUCCAGGUUUUGGACGAGUCGCUGUGGUUUCACACUCUCGAUAUAGGAGGUCAGGUUUCAGUGUAUCUGGCCUUUCUCAACAGUGCUCUCAACCCACUGCUCUAUGUGUUCUCAGGGCAGUACUUUAGGAGGAAAGUUAUCGCCAUCUACAGGAGGAGAAGGCAUCAUCACAGAGGAUCAGAUCAGACCACAUAUCAACGCUCUGUUGUCUCCACUUACAUUAACAGAGCGGACCAAAUUAAGCCUGUGGUCAUUUUUUAUAAAUAAGAUCAGAUGAGAUCCUUACUUAUGCUGCUAAUGGGUAAAAUGAUACAACUUACAUGAUAUGAAUCAGAUUCAUUGAUACUUAUGACAAUAUGGGUAAAGAGCAUUAUCAGGGGAUAUUUAAUACUGUGCUUUUAUGUACACAAUAAUGGAUGUAAUAUGUAGGGGAAAUGACUGUGUGUAUUCUAAAGAGAAACACAAAACCUGAUUUAUCUAAAAUACUAUUUAGAGUUUGUCUUUUGCCACAUAUUAGGCUCAUAUAGAAGAAUAUUCACCCAUGUACUUUGUGUACUAUUGAAUUCUCAAUUCACCUGAUAUAGUGAAAUGAAAGUUUACUGCAGUUUCUCUUGACAGUAUCUCCAUCUAUCACUUGAUUUGUGUGUAUUACUGGGGUACUUUCUAUGAGCAACUCAAGGGAAUACACAAUCUUCUUUAAUGAAUAUAAAUACUGAUUUUGAAAGCACAAAGUAAGGCAUUCAGUGACCUGCGUUUAAAAACAGCUGACUUAAUUAAUAAAUUUAUCUAGUACGUUGACUUCUUCAGAUAUGAGGUGAUGACUUUUACGCAGACGACAGCAACUUCAUAUUUGGUUUGCAGGAAUAAUAGAAGCCUUUUUUAUUACUUCAAGGAUAUCAUGAUAUUCUUAAUAAUCUGAUAACAUCACUUUGAUCACAUGUAGCCUAUCUAUUACUGCUCAACUAUGAUAACAGGUUAUUUUUAGCUAUAUCCAGUCCAGGAGAACCUGUCCCUUAUGAUUCAGCAGUUAACAGUAGCAACUUUGUGAGUCAGAGGAAGUUUUCCCACUGAGCUUGUUCACUUUCUCUUUUAAAACUUGCCUGUAAUGAAUCAUAACUAUCACCGUUUUGGUGCUUUUCCAAAUAUUCAAAGGCAAACCAUUUGUAUGAUUAUAAUCACCAGGAAAAGACUCUUGACCUUGGAGAUUUACUGACUUUCAUCAAGCACGACCCCGAUAUCUCCACGUCAUUAGAGAACACUGACUGCAAUUCUGUCAUCAUUCUGUUUAGCUAUUUUGAGAUAAGCUCAUGCAAUAAAUUGUAUGUGUGUGUGUGUGUGUGUGUUACCAUACCAGCAUGUUAAAAUUGGUGCUAUAACGACAAAAUAAUUGAAUUGACUGUUCUCUCUCUCUGUUUAGCUAAACUAUAAACAAAUAAUGCCAAAGAAACAUUUUACAGCAAACGUUUUAGGA
This is a messenger RNA of Pleuronectes platessa (European plaice), 2371 nucleotides long. It is a transcript of the gene bdkrb1, whose product is annotated as bradykinin receptor B1. Gene Ontology annotation, biological process: neutrophil chemotaxis; immune response; G protein-coupled receptor signaling pathway. Gene Ontology annotation, molecular function: bradykinin receptor activity. Gene Ontology annotation, cellular component: membrane. The transcript is spliced from 2 exons. Bases 64 to 1167 code for a protein of 367 amino acids. The record is from RefSeq and is a predicted model, not a curated record. NCBI's taxonomy places the organism in Eukaryota, Metazoa, Chordata, Actinopteri, Pleuronectiformes, Pleuronectidae.